This is a messenger RNA of Rattus norvegicus (Norway rat), 2904 nucleotides long. It is a transcript of the gene Trim39, whose product is annotated as tripartite motif-containing 39. Gene Ontology annotation, cellular component: mitochondrion; nucleus; cytosol. Gene Ontology annotation, biological process: protein ubiquitination. The transcript is spliced from 7 exons. Gene Ontology annotation, molecular function: ubiquitin protein ligase activity; zinc ion binding. Bases 118 to 1584 code for a protein of 488 amino acids. NCBI's taxonomy places the organism in Eukaryota, Metazoa, Chordata, Mammalia, Rodentia, Muridae. The record is from RefSeq and is marked validated.
GGAUAGGGCGCACCUCGGUCCACAGCCAAGAUAACUUACCUACUACCGCUUCACCGUAAGCUAAAUGCUAAACCUUAGCCAGUCGGAAGUGACGUGCAACACGGCCUCUCAGUUAUAAUGGCAGAGACAAGUCUGUUAGAGGCUGGAGCCUCUGCAGCCUCCACAGCCGCUGCUCUGGAGAACUUGCAGGUAGAGGCAAGCUGUUCUGUGUGCCUGGAGUACCUGAAGGAGCCGGUUAUCAUUGAAUGUGGGCACAACUUCUGCAAAGCGUGUAUUACCCGCUGGUGGGAGGACCUAGAGCGGGACUUCCCUUGCCCUGUCUGUCGGAAGACAUCCCGAUACCGGAGCCUCAGGCCUAACCGACAGCUAGGCAGCAUGGUGGAAAUAGCCAAGCAGCUCCAGACGGUCAAGCGGAAGAUCAGAGACGAAAGCCUCUGCUCCCAGCACCAUGAACCCCUUAGCCUUUUCUGCUACGAAGACCAGGAGGCUGUCUGUCUGAUAUGUGCAAUUUCCCAUACCCACCGGGCCCAUACGGUCGUGCCGAUGGACGAUGCUACACAGGAGUACAAGGAGAAACUUCAGAAGUGCCUGGAGCCCCUGGAACAGAAGCUGCAGGAGAUCACCUGCUGCAAAGCCUCAGAAGAAAGGAAACCAGGGGAACUCAAGAGACUGGUAGAGAGCCGCCGGCAGCAGAUCCUAAAGGAGUUUGAGGAGCUGCACAGGCGACUGGACGAGGAACAGCAGACGCUGCUCUCCCGGCUGGAGGAGGAAGAACAGGACAUUCUACAGAGACUUCGAGAAAACGCUGCUCACCUUGGGGAUAGGCGCCGGGACCUUGCCCACUUAGCUGCUGAGGUGGAGGGCAAGUGCUUACAGUCAGGCUUCGAGAUGCUUAAGGAUGUGAAAAGUACCCUAGAAAAAUGUGAGAAGGUGAAGACCAUGGAGGUGACUUCAGUAUCUAUAGAGCUGGAAAAGAACUUCAGCCAUUUCCCCCGGCAGUACUUUGCCCUAAGGAAAAUUCUUAAACAGCUAAUUGCGGAUGUGACCCUGGACCCUGAGACGGCUCAUCCUAACCUUGUCCUGUCAGAGGAUCGGAAAAGUGUCAAGUUUGUGGAGACAAGACUCCGAGACCUCCCUGACACACCACAGCGUUUCACUUUCUACCCUUGUGUCUUAGCUACUGAAGGCUUCACCUCAGGUCGACACUACUGGGAGGUGGAGGUGGGUGACAAGACCCACUGGGCAGUAGGAGUAUGCCGGGACUCUGUGAGCAGGAAGGGUGAACUGACUCCACUCCCGGAGACUGGCUACUGGCGUGUUCGGCUGUGGAAUGGGGACAAGUAUGCAGCCACCACCACGCCUUUUACCCCUUUGCACAUCAAGGUGAAACCUAAGCGGGUAGGCAUAUUCCUAGACUAUGAGGCUGGCACACUGUCUUUUUACAACGUCACAGACCGCUCACAUAUCUACACCUUCACUGAUACUUUCACUGAAAAACUUUGGCCCCUCUUCUACCCAGGGAUCCGAGCCGGUCGGAAGAAUGCUGCACCACUUACCAUCAGACCCCCAACGGAUUGGGAAUGACAAGAGAUGCAGUUGAAUUGGGGUGAGGCAGGGUCAAGAGCAGCGGGCCUUCCUAACUGGCCCACUGGAAAACCUUGGUGUCUGCGUGGUUCCAGUCUUGAGCCAUCUUGAGAAACCACCUCGUCUGUGGGAUGGUUUGUGUGAAGGAGAAAGAUAGGACUGGGCUGCAUGACCAAGCACAGAUGUGUCUCCCUCCUAACUAGUGGGAGUGUGGACUCCCAGGGUCCAGGUUUCCUAGUGCACAAGGACAGGUUGAGAAAGAAAAGGCUUUUCCAGAAACCAAGUCUAUUGGAAAGGGUCUUAAUUUGCUUAAAAUGCAGGGAACAGAAACCUUUAAAAGGCUUCUAUGACUCAGAAUAGCCUUGUUCUUGUGGAAGUGCGUAGGGAUCUGUACACAUACCUCUGUGUGGAAGAUGAGUGGCAGUGGCUGUCAUGAGUCUAGGAGUUGAGGGGCUUUUCUGGGGGCAGAGAUUGAGCAUUAAAGUUAGGAGAGGAAUCAGGGAAAAGGCUGAAGGAGUGUUUCUAGAAAUGAAUGAAGGGAACGGGGAUUUCUUUGAUCUCUUUUCUUAGGGUAAUGUUAAUCAUUACCCUUAGGAUUAGCCAGAGGUUCAGAUCUGGGAGAAGGAAAGGGUGGGAAGAAAGGAGAAUCCGUGUCCCAAAGGCUUGGGUUAUUCCUGGUUCCUGCAGUUGGCUGUCUCUAAAAAGUAGGCUCCUCUCGUUCCCUUCUAAAGGUGAGAUGGAAGCGAUUCUGCAAGACACACAUCUGCCCUUCCAUUGUUCCCAAGGCAACUUGGAGAGGAGUCAGAUGUUAAAGGAGACAGAACGGUGUAGCCAAAGCUCUGGCCUUAAAGAAUGUUACUAAGUUGUCCACCUUGUCCCCUGGCUCAAAUGUCUAAGGAAAGAAGGGAAGAUAAUGGAGUCUUCCUCACCCCACGACAGCAGGGUAGAAGAGGGUGGUUUGUGUUACAAAGGGCCAGAUGACGGCUAAGCCUCUGUUUCCAUCCUCCACCCUUUGACAUUCCCCUUUUCAGAGAAUGUAAAUUAUCUUAAUUUUAGGCCAAAAUAAACGACCCAUAGGGUACAUAUUUUGUCACAAAAGGUAACGUGAUGCAUGCCAAACCAAACAGCCUGGAUUAUCUGCUGCCUGGGUAAUCUUCACACAAGACUGAGACAAGAAACUGCAUUGAGGGUAUUCAGUUCCUCCUACCACCUCAACAGGACUUUGUCCACUCUCCUCUUACCUUUGUGCCUUGACUGUGGUUCUUUGUGGCAAGAUAAUUUGGUUGGUGAAAAUAUGGAACAAAGGAUCCACUAAUGUGA